This is a messenger RNA of Prinia subflava (tawny-flanked prinia), 790 nucleotides long. RefSeq names its product dynein light chain Tctex-type 1 (gene DYNLT1). The record is from RefSeq and is a predicted model, not a curated record. Gene Ontology annotation, cellular component: cytoplasmic dynein complex; cytoplasm. Bases 100 to 441 code for a protein of 113 amino acids. NCBI's taxonomy places the organism in Eukaryota, Metazoa, Chordata, Aves, Passeriformes, Cisticolidae. Gene Ontology annotation, biological process: microtubule-based movement. The transcript has 5 exons. Gene Ontology annotation, molecular function: dynein intermediate chain binding.
GCUGGCGCGCAGGCGCAGUGCGGGCGGCGGCCGGCGCGGGGCGCAGCGGGCGGGGCGGUGCCGGGGGUCGGUGGCGGCGCGAGCGGCUCCGCCGGGAAGAUGGACGAGUUCCAGACGGGAGAGGAGGCUGCUUUCCUUGUUGAUGAAGUCAGCAACAUCAUUAAAGAGGCCAUAGAGGGCGCUAUCGGUGGCAACGCCUACCAGCACAGCAAAGUGAACCAGUGGACAACAAGUGUGGUGGAACAAACCCUGAGCCAGCUCACAAAGCUGGGGAAGCCCUUCAAGUACAUCGUGACCUGUGUGAUUAUGCAAAAGAACGGUGCUGGGCUACAUACAGCAAGUUCUUGCUUCUGGGACAACUCCAGUGAUGGAACGUGCACUGUGAGAUGGGAGAAUAAGACCAUGUACUGUAUUGUCAGUGCCUUUGGACUUGCACUAUAAUUGCCUUGAAAUUCUUUAUUCUUCUCUUUUCUAUUCCAGCACUUGAUUCCAUCUCCACUUAAACUGUGAAUACCUGAACAACUUGUUUUUAAUACAUUUUUUAAGCAACUUUUCUUCAAAGGUAGAAAUUUGGAAACAUGCCGUUACCCGUUUUAUGUUUGUACCUAGUACCAUAUCAGUUUUUUCUAUACUUUUUUAUCACUUCAAAACUUCUCUUCAAGGUGCUAAUACUGAAAUCUGCUGCAGUGUAAACACUUUCUCUAGAUUUCUUUUCUUAGACCAACAUAAAUGAGACACUGACUGUCACACUUUGUACUUUUGGUUAGCAUUAAAUUAUUGAAAUUCAUAA